AUGGAGUCUCAACAGCUGCUCGAAACCGACAAAUCUAGGACGAUGCAGCUGAUUAGUCCGCCUCCAGAGGAAGAACUACGACGAGGUUCACAGCGACACGCGCCAUUCACCCCUUCGCUGCUCGCUGCCAACAGCGGCAACCUCAGCGACGCAGAAACUUCUACAAACGACACUGUAGCAUCAAGAGUAGCAAGCGCCUCCAAACGGAAACGGGCGAAACCAUCCAACAACAACGUGGUGCCGUCCACUGAACAACAACACCAACAGCUCGAGGCUACACCAAACCCUAAACCGCGUAAACAACUCAGAAGACACCAGCGUCAACAGUCCCAAGAUUUACAUUCGCCGACCAAGUCUAAAUCUAAGCGCAAUGAGAACGACGAGGACGAACUUCCAAUGGUCGUAGCGCCGACAACGCCUUCGAGACAGAAGACUCCAACCUGCCGCAUCACCCUCCAGUCGCCCCAUGCUCGAAACCCAGACGCAGACUACAUCCCACCAAUCAACCUCCGCAUGUCCGUCGACCCAGAGGACGACGACGACAGCAGAGACGUUCUCACCGACCUCAACACCGUCAACUCAGCUCUCAAGAAAAAGCUCUUUUCUUCAAAGAGUCACCGACGCAGCGUCACCCCAAUACCGCCCUAUGAACCUCCCCAAGACGUAUUCACACCCCCUCGCGAAGUCAUCUUGUCUCCGCCCGCCCCGCCGUCGUCCUCGCGCAAGAAGACUGCAAGUGGAAGAAAGAGCGGGGUUUCAGUUGGCAGCAAAGCGAGAAAGAAGGCUGGGUCCCUUACCCCGAUUGUAGUGAAACAAGAGAUGCCAGAAGUUGAUCUGAGUGCACCAAUGCCCCCAGCUAGCCCAACCGACGACCCCCUUCUCCUCUCUAGUGAUAUCGAGAUAACAGGUUACAACCCCGCCCCUUCCCCGCCAGAACAAGACUCUGAUUCCGACAAUGAACAACCCCUUCAAUUCGACUAUCAAGCUCCUCUCAAAACACCAGAACGGCCAAAGAGACAUCCAAAGCAACGUUCCACCACCUCUAAACGCAAGACCCCAGGCUCCGUCGUGCGGAAAGGGAAGACCGUAUCACUAGAGACCACUUCAGUCAGCGAGGCCGCCCAAAUCGUUCUCGAGGAAGAACUGGGAGUCUCCUAUACACCAAGUGCUCCUCCUCGAAGUGCCUCGAGAACCCGUAGUACAACCAAACCCCCGCCAUCCACCGGCAAAACCCCAUCCAACCCCAAAUCCGCCAUUCCCUCCGACUUACCACCUUCCUCUCCUCCCCCAGAAUCCGACGACGAACAUGAUCAAGGCCGCGAAGCCCUAUACGACUGGACAAAACACACCCAGCCUAUGACUUCAACCGAAGAAGACAGCAUGAUGCAGAUCGAUUCCUCAGAUGCAGCCGUCCCUCCCGUCCCCCUCUUCGAUUUCGACGCAGCAUUGCGCCAACAGGGCGAUGCAGCUGCGAAUGGCUGGGAAUCAUCGUCAGAUUCAGGAAAUGAUUCCGAUGACCUCGAUCCAGAAGGACGAGGACAGUAUACAGGGAGGUUUAGGAUGCUCAAGGUACGGACGAAGGAGGACCCGCCUAGUGAGGCUACUCUGGAGAGGAUGGAAUUGUGGGGUCGACCGGUUAGUCCAUUCCCGGACAUUGGGAGGUUGAAGGCGUGGAGUGAAGGAAAGGUCCCGAAGGAAUUAGCGCUGGAGGGAGAGGGAGGCCAGGGAGAAGGGAGGGAAGAAGAGGGAACCAGAACGGAUGGGCAGAGGGAGGGACCUGGGGAGGAAGAAAAUGAACUUCCCGUUGCACCAGAGGAAGACAUCGAUGUUCCCAUCGUUGAGGAACCACACCCUGAGGACGAGGCACAGCGCAUGUCUUUGGAGCCCGAAGAACAGGAGCCUCGUUCCAACGAAGACCAUGAACAGCGCGAGGAAGAAGAGGUGGAAAAGAUGUCUAUGGAGACAGAACCCUCCUCCGAUGAAGGAGAGCAGGAGGAAGAAGCGGAGGUAGAGCGGAUGUCGAUGGAACCUGAGGAGGACGAGGGCGAAGGGAAUGAGACUGAAAAAGAAGAAGACCGAAUGGCUGGUAUCCAGGUCACGCCCCCUUCUGAUGAAAGCGAUCAUCAAACGCAAAAGACUAUUUCUGAACCUGAUAAGAGGUUCAGCUUCGCCUCUUUCACUGCCUCGGAAUCGCGCCAGUCCCCGAUUCCUGAACCACAACGAGGAAUUGUGUCGGAGAGGCACCAGUCACCUCAACGUUCUUCUCCUCAGCAAGCGCAGGUGCACUCGUCUCCUCGACAGCCCCAGUCUUCUCCAUACCGUCAUGAAGAAUCCUACUACGACACUGUAGUGCCCCUUCCGCAAGAGGAGGAAGAGGCUACCCAAGGUGACCGCGACAUCGAGGUUGAUGACCAUGCUCCCGAGGCAGAAAUUUCCGUCAAGCCAGCAGACGAUGACGACGACCUCAGCGACUUUGGAGAUCUAGGUGUAGUCAAGAUCGUCAGUGCUGACCCUCGUGCAGCGGCGAGGGCUGCUGCUAUCCUCAAACAGCACGACUACGAAUGCUUCACCAAAGUAACCGCCAAACAACGCAAAGCCGAACUGAAACGACGACAUUCUAGUGUUGACUCACUGGCUCAAGAGUCCCGUCGUCGAAGCCUCCUAGGUGCAGGAAUCGACAAGAACUCGCCUCUCCGGCGCAACUCGCCAAGUGGCGUUCACCGCAGGAGGAGUAUGGGUGUUAUCGGCGAGCGCGUGAUCAUCCCCGGAAGUCCAGCUAUAACUCUCCCCGAGUUGCUCGAACAGGUAGAGAAGGAAGUCGUCGCCGCCAGCCCAAACAGGAUGUGGACUCCUCUCCGUAAGUCACCUGGAAGUACAAGUUUGGGUGCAGGUAUGGGCAUGGGGAGAGACCCUUUCGUUACACCUGUUCGGCAAACCCUGUUCCCUUCGUUCACUGUACCAUCCGCCCCGGCGGAGAAACCCCACGAUGGCCCUAGAGCGUGGACGAAAGAGGAGUGGAAGCUCCUCGACGGGUGCUUCACGGAUGAACGAUACUCGCUCGUCGAAGCCGCUCCGGAGAAGUAUCCGAACGAGGAGAUGGCGCCUGUCGAAGAUGUCGAGACGAGUAAAGUCGUGGAUCGAUUUGUGUCAAUGAUGGGUGGAGAGGAUGUGAUCAAGGAGUACGGGGACGCUUGGGACAUGGAACGACUUGAACAGCGCGUCCUUGCUCUACAGAAGAAGCAGCGGAAGGGGAACGUUGCUCCCCCUUCCACACCACGGACUUCGGAAGUCUCGAACUUGGUAUCCUUGGCUGGCAUGCAUCGACGGACGUCGAUGGAUGUACCUGAUUUCACACCGUUGGGGAGGGGGCUUAUGCCUCCCAGGAAGCCUAGGGGGUCUUUGGGCGAACCACUAACCAAAGUGGGCCCACGGGGAUCGAUACCUAAAGGGGCGGCACCACUGUUAGCACCACGGUACUCUCAUCUCUUGGACGAAGCCAUGGUCAUCAGCUCAGAGGUGACGAAUCUGGCCGAGCAGAACAGUGAACGCUCAGCUUCGACUUCGAGUUCAGCUUCCAGUACGAGUUCGAGCUCGGGCUCGUCUUCCGCAUCCAUCACUUCCACAGAGGUGUCGACCGAGGCCACGUCCCAAGCUGAAACCGAUACUUCCUCUACUCUGGUAGACGGGGAUGUAACAAUGGAGUCGGCUCCCUCCGCCGCACCUUCUAAGCCCGCGCCCGUCUCAACGCCAAGCCUGGGAACCCGUCUCAAAUCCACGCUCUUCUCCUACCUCCCCACCCUCUCCCGCAACUCUAAACCCAAACCCUCCAAAAUCCCACGUCCGCCAGCCCAACCAGGUCUCCCCCUCCCACCUCCACCUCUGGUCAACUACCCCCGCCCACCCAUCACCACACCUGCUCGUCCCCCGCAAGAAAAACCGCCCCACCCGAAAGAACUGGUCGACCUGCACCCCGUGCCCGACCCUGAAGAGCUGAAGAAGAAGAGCAAGCCGAGCAUGAUUCCAAGGCCUGUAAAGAGGCUGGUCGAGUUAAACCCCGUUACGCCACCUGAUAAUAAGGAGAAGGACGUGGGGAAGCCAAGGCGGAGUAGCACCGGGAGUGUGAAGGAUUUGAUUAGGUCGUUUGAGGAGAUGGAGAAGGAGAGGAUUGAGAGGGAGAGAGCGGAAGGGUAUAUGUCGAGGCCGAGUUCGAGUUUGAGUAUGGGCAGGCCGAGAAGUCAGGUUGGGUUCAAGCCUGGAUUCAAGCCUGUUUGGAGGCCCUAA
Coprinopsis cinerea okayama7#130 is the source of this 4281-nucleotide messenger RNA. RefSeq lists its product as hypothetical. NCBI's taxonomy places the organism in Eukaryota, Fungi, Basidiomycota, Agaricomycetes, Agaricales, Psathyrellaceae. The transcript has 4 exons. The record is from RefSeq and is a predicted model, not a curated record. The coding region runs from base 1 to 4281 and encodes 1426 amino acids.